This is a messenger RNA of Prorocentrum cordatum, 222 nucleotides long. The record is from the annotation of a GenBank genome assembly. NCBI's taxonomy places the organism in Eukaryota, Dinophyceae, Prorocentrales, Prorocentraceae.
GAGGCGGCUGCCGCGCUGCGCGACGGCCACGCCGACGCGAUCGAUGACAACGGCGGCAGCGACAGCGGCUGCGACAUCGAGUCGGGCAGCGGCUUCGACAUCGGCUCCGAGAUUUCCUCGGACCUCAGCGGCGACGAGGCGCUGAAGCCAGACGGCGACCUCGACGAGGACGGCUUCGCAGCGCUGCUUCCAGCAGCCCGAUUCGACGAGAUGGUGGACUGA